Bipolaris zeicola 26-R-13 is the source of this 189-nucleotide messenger RNA. RefSeq lists its product as uncharacterized. The coding region runs from base 1 to 189 and encodes 62 amino acids. Lineage: Eukaryota; Fungi; Ascomycota; Dothideomycetes; Pleosporales; Pleosporaceae. The record is from RefSeq and is a predicted model, not a curated record. The transcript has a single exon.
AUGUAUACAGUACUACAUGUAUACACAGUAUCUUUGCCGCUGUCUAGUCUCGGCAAUGUCCUUCGUCAAUCUCGGGUACUACUCCAUAAUAUGCCAUGUACCCAGCUACUAGUAAUACUACACACUAACACCCUCGGCUUGGCAUCGCCUACUUACUCCAUACCCUCCCGCUCUACUUGUGCUUUUUGA